Molecule: messenger RNA, 2529 nt
Organism: Tripterygium wilfordii
Lineage: Eukaryota; Viridiplantae; Streptophyta; Magnoliopsida; Celastrales; Celastraceae
Exons: 11
Coding region: 305-2245 (646 amino acids)
Source: RefSeq, a predicted model, not a curated record
CACCUCGCAGUUUCCUCCCCAAUUUGUUUGACGGCGACGUACUCUCCAACAGCUUCAUAAUUUAUUGCGUAAGCAUUUUUCAGAUAGUUGGUUAUUUAUGCCUACAAUUGGAAAGCUGUGACGUACAGCUGAUUCUGUUCACUGUCGGUACUUCGUUGGGUCCGAGACGAGCUCAAUUUCUUCAUCCGUCUCGGCGGUCACGCAUCAGGAGAUGAUUACAACAAUAACAUAGACUUCACUACACAAAUUUACUGUGCAAGUUUUUGAGAGGGAGUUUCAGUCUGAUUUGCUCGGAGAUACAAAUAUGGAGAAUAAAAGAAAGAUCACUCAAUACAGAGAGAAGCUAGACAAAGCACUGGCAUCCCCUGAACUGACAGAAGUGGAGAAACUUAAAACCCUACUCAAGAAUCAACUCGUACAUUUUUCAAACAAUGACAGUGAUGAAUGCAGUGAAAAUUUAUUACAAAGAAAGACUACAGAACUAUCCAGUUUUCUUGACACAAUGAGAAGUGCUUCUAUAAAUGAUAGUAAAAUGUCAAAAACGAGGGAGGCAACUCAUGGGGAAUGGAAACUAAAGCAGGACACUGAAGAGUUCCGAGUAAUGUAUCGAGAAGGAUCUGAGGGAACUCCCUUUCAUACUUUUCUUUUUGAAGGUUAUGUUGAUGCGCCUGUUGAUGCUUGUUUAUGCAUCUCUUGGGAAUCAGAACUAUACAGAAAAUGGUGGCCUCAAUUUAGUUUUCCAAGUUUCAAGAUUCUCACUUCCAAAUGCUUGAAAAAAGUUCGGAUUGGUGAACAACUAUCUUUGGUGAGGGUAAAGGUUUCUUGGCCACUGUCAGCUAGGGAGGCUAUUGUGCACUAUUUUUUGCUCGAGUACUUCCAACAUGACCUGAUUGUCAUUCUCCUCAAUACGAUUGCUGAUUUGGAGGGCAUUGACAAAAGCACCCAUGGUUUCACCAAUGAGGGGAUUCCUGAAGCAAAUGAUGUUGUAAGGAUCGAUUUGGUGGGGGGCUUUGUCAUACAGAAGGUGACUUCAGAGAGAAGCUACUUUAGGACUCUAGCAAAUAUCGAUAUGAAGCUGGACUUUGUCCCUCCGUCCCUCAUAAACUUUAUCACAAGGCAGCUCGUGGGCAGCGGCUUCAAACUUUACCAAAAGGCAUCAACCUCUGUGUCUGCAAAUGAUGAAGAUUAUGGCAAGGUUUUGGGGGAACCAAUGUAUGCUCGAAUUCGUGAAGCCCUUUACUCCAAAAACGAAUCAAAUGAGGAUCUGAAAGAAAAGAACAUUAAGGAUGAUCUCUGCAUCCCACCUAAAGAACAUAUUGAUUUGGGGCCUAUGAAAGAGAAGGUUCAGAAUGUACACCUUGUGGAAAAAUCUUCGUCAGAACAUGGAGAACUAAUGCACAAUAAUGCGUUUGGAGAGGCUGAAGAAAUCAGAUUAUUGGAUCACCUUGUGAGGGAUACUGUUGAAGAAUCUCAUAUUGGCUGUGAUGCAAAUGAGUGUUCGCUUAAUAACUCACAAUAUACUGACAGGAAAGCUUUUGGUGAGAUUGAGGAAGAAGUGAAUGAAAAUAGGAGAGACUUGGACAAAGACGGUGAGGAUGUAGUUCAACCCCCAAGCAAUGCAAUAUUGGAAAAGAAACGUGCAAAUGGUGAAAAGAACAUUACUAUCAGGCAUGAGGUAGUGCAAGCUUUAGGAACACUAGAGAAGGCCAUCUCUAUUGUUCGGGAACGCAGACUAAAUGGCCAAAGCAGGUCUCUUGGUAAUUUCGCCAAAGUUGAGGUUCCAUAUUUGGGAAAGGGUUCAGUAGAGGAGUUGACUACUUUUGAAGAUGGCGGCGUUUGCUCUAACAGUGAGACUGGCAUUGAAGUAGCCAAAAAGGAAACUCUAAAGCGUACUUCUCAUGAAUCCAAGAGUAGCUCCGGCAUUCAUGAAGUCAGGUCUUCGUUAUCAAAUUCUUUCUCUAGGGACCAUAACAGAAUAGUACCAGCAUCACCAGAGCAGGAGCUGUCAGUCCCUGAUGAGACCAGUGACAAGGCUCUGUAUUCCACCGGAGAUGGGCCAACAGUGAUAGCAGUUUUGGAUCAAUCUACACGGAACAAUAAGCAAACAACCACAGAUGCAAAUGGCGCCAAUGAAAGUGGUCUAGCCGGAGAGAGAUUGAGCCAGCUGAGAAAGAGGAUUUUAUGUUGCUUUCAGCCGGGGUAUGGAUCGAGGUCGCAAGCUGAGGGAAGAAGUUGGCCUGUUUAAUAUAUACCUAUGGUUCUCAAGCCACUUCUCACUUUCCAUAGUUUACCUCAGACUCAGAGGGUAUGGAUAUCUACAAAACAAACUUUUUACAUGACAGGCAAGAACACUUCUACAAAUGUAUACAUACGAAAAAUGUAUCUUCCUUUUUUCUUUUUCUUUUUUCUCCUUCGUGUGUACUUGUGUGUAGACUAUAUCCCACAUCGGAUAGAGAGAUAUAAUUGAAGUCUAGUAACUCUCACACAGACUUUGAAGAAUAAAUUUAUGCGAGUCCAUGGUUUAUAGCA